AAGCUGUAAAUAAAACAAAAUCAAACCGACCGUUCGAACUCCGAAACCUUUUUCUCGCCGGAGCCGUGCGCGCGUACGGCGUGGGAGGUGUGCCCUAGUCGCGGCGUUCUGCUGCCCUCGCCGCCGUCCCGCCCCCGCGUCGCCCCGUGCUCUCGCCGCCGACACCGAGGAGAUCCGGCCUCCAGCCAUGGCCAGUCUUCCUGAUUCUUUCUUGGCCGACUUAGAUGAGUUAUCGGACAAUGAAGCCUAUCCCGAAGGCGAAGAUGAAGAGGCAAGAAAUAUGGAAGAAGAUGGUGAUGGUGGCAUGCCUUGCUGUGAAUUUCUUAAUCACGAUGAUCUUAACAGUGCCUCAGAGCUUCAUAAGACUCAACGUUAUAACGACAUUAUGCAAAAAAUUGAAGAUGCUCUUCACAGAGGGACAAGCAUAUUGCCAGAAGAUUUGGAACAUCAACUUAUUGCUGAUUCCAAUGCUUUAUUAGUAGAUAUCGAUAAUGAGAUCACUAUCAUCUACAAUUUCAUACGGGAGAAGUACUAGCAAAAGCUUCCUCUACUAGAGUCUCGCGUUCACCACCCAAUCGAUUAUGCCCACAUUGUCAAGAAGAUUGGAAAUGAGAUGGAUUUAACUUGUGUUGAUUUGAAAGAUAUUUUGCCAUCUGCAGACAUAAUGUGGAUUAUGAUGACCGAUUCAAUAGCUAGCAAGGAGCCUCUUUCUGAAGAGAAUUUGGUAAAAACAAUCAAAGCAUGUGAUAGAGCUCUUACUCUUGAUGCAGCAAAGAGGAAAGUUCUUGAUUUUUUAUAGAGUCGAAUGGGAUGUAUCGCACCAAACCUUUCUGCAAUUGUUGGGAGUGCUGUUGCUUCAAAACUGAUGGGAGCUGCUGGUGGUUUGGAAGCAUUGGCAAAAAUGCCCUCUUGUAAUUUGCAGCUUCUCGGUGCAAAGAAGAAAAAUCUGUCUGGAUUUUCUACUGCAGCAUCCCAGUUUCGUGUUGGUUAUCUUGAACAAACUGAAGUAUUUCAAAGCACAAUUCCAUCUUUAAGAACUCAUGCAUGUAGAAUUAUAUCUGCAAAAUCAACACUAGCAGCAAGGAUUGAUUCCAUAAGAGGGGAUCCAACUGGAAAAGCUGGGCAUAGCUUGUUAGAAGAAAUCUGUAAAAAGACUGAAAAGUUGCAAGAAUUACCACCUGCGAAGAUCCUAAAGCCACUUCCUGUUCCAGAUUGUAUGCCCAAAAAGAAGAGAGGAGGUUGUCGGCUCCGGAAAAUGAAAGAAAGAUAUGCACAGACUGACAUGAUGAAGCUGGCAAAUCGGAUGCAGUUUGGUGUGCCGGAGGAGAGCUCAUUAGGUGAUGGCUUAGGGAAAGGUUAUGGCUUGCUUGGACAAGCAGGAAGUGGGAAACUACGUCUCUUAGCUGGCCAAAGCAGACUUGCUGCUAAGGUUGCCAAACGAUUCAAGGCAAGGAGUUGUGACAGGAGUGAGUCAAGGUCGGGGUUAACAUCAACUCUGGCAUUUACACCAGUCCAAGGAAUGGAGCUUUCAAAUCCACUGGUGCACAAUGACCAUUCUGUCAGUGGAACCCAAAGCACUUAUUUUUCGGAUGUUGGGACAUUUUCAAGUAUCAGAGGAAAAGAUGCCAUCCCCAUUCAGUCAUCAGAAAUUCAGAAUCCAGGGGUGUGAGCCCAUGAAAAUCAGGUUCUUACCGUUUCCCGAUCACACUUUCACUCACAAGAUGUUGAGAUAAAAGCCUUAAACUAUGCAAUGCCAUGGUUAUGGUGUUCGGUUGAUAUGGGUCUUUUGUUUCUUCAGGCUAUUGUUAGUUGUGCAAGUAGAUGUGUUACAUUCGUUCCUGGCACUAUCAUCGCCUAAAUAAUCACAUAACUGUUUCUAGUGGAUAAAAAGGAGCAAAAGUUAGUUAUGCAAUUUUGUCUGGUCAUUUUUUUUCA
Molecule: messenger RNA, 1935 nt
Organism: Oryza sativa Japonica Group (Japanese rice)
Lineage: Eukaryota; Viridiplantae; Streptophyta; Magnoliopsida; Poales; Poaceae
Product: U4/U6 small nuclear ribonucleoprotein Prp31 homolog
Biological process (GO): spliceosomal tri-snRNP complex assembly; mRNA splicing, via spliceosome
Cellular component (GO): U4/U6 x U5 tri-snRNP complex; precatalytic spliceosome; U4 snRNP
Source: RefSeq, a predicted model, not a curated record